UUUCGUCUUCAUCUUCUUCUAUCUGACCACUAGGAUUUGCUGGUCAACUCCUAUAAGCUUUCUUCGUCAACAAUUCUUGAUCCCCGGCGAACAAUUUGAACCUCAAUGUUGCCCACCCGAAUCACCAUCUCGCCCUUUUUUGCUUUGCUAUGCCUUUGGAUGGCUUAUACACUGGCAGUCUUCGCAUCACCUUUGUCCGGUACACGUGAUAGCAAUGGCGCUGCCCCGGUGCUCUUACCUCGCCAGCCCUCGGUAGAUCUUCUGAUUCUCAUUACCCGCAUGAAUACCCUGAAAGAACACCUGCUCGUGGCCGUCGGAGAUACGAUCCUCCACGCCAACAAAUCAGAGGUCGUGGGACAAGAAGGCACCCUUGUUCCUCGAAGAUACCAUAUUCCCUUGAACAUCGCGAAGAAGAAAUACCACACGGAAUUCAUCGGAAAAGCAUCGUUUUGGGAUGAACAAGACAAACAAAAGGCUAUCAAAGAGAUGCUUGCCGUGAAGAUGCCCCCUUUCGUGGAAGAAGGCACUUGUUUGGAUUAUAUUCGGAUUGUUCUAGAGAAAUUGAAGGGGCGUGGAAGCGUUGAUGCCUCGGUUCUAGAACAGUACGAAACAAUCUAUGGCGAGAGGCUCGAAGUGAGAUACAGGCUUAUGCAUGAAAAAUAUGGGAUAAGAUAAAGUUCACCGAUUUGUUGAAUAUUGGGUCGACAGUGUCAAUUUCGAGGAAUUCUGCCGGCGUAGCAUGAUUGUCAGGUGCAAACAAAGGGAUUGCAAUUUUCACCUUUGGCUGUUCACAAUUCUCAAAUGCCCUAUUACUCU
Molecule: messenger RNA, 816 nt
Organism: Lentinula edodes (shiitake mushroom)
Lineage: Eukaryota; Fungi; Basidiomycota; Agaricomycetes; Agaricales; Omphalotaceae
Exons: 3
Coding region: 106-675 (189 amino acids)
Source: RefSeq, a predicted model, not a curated record